AUGGGUUUCGAAGGCAGGCACAAGAAAUCGGAUUUAUGGCCUAUUAGCGAAAAACCUAAGUUCAGCCUAUUCCACAGAAAGAAGAAGAAUCCAAAUGCAAAGAGUACGAAGAAGCCGCAGGUACCUGUAGAAGCAAAUGGGAAGCAUAUGGUAGCGAAACGCAGUAUUCGAGACCGAUCGUCGUCUAAUUUGACGCAGGAUUAUGACGGAAGAAGCAAAUCGGCGAGUCUUCCCGAAAUAGUAUCGCUAAAGAUGAGUCGACAAGAGAAGAAAAAAUCGCCGUUAUCGUCUGAAAGUGUGCUAGAAGGUGAUAAUGAUGGCAUUGGGAAAUCGAAACCAACUUUAGCCAAUGCACUGGGCAAGUCCAAAGUGCGCCGGCGCAACAGCCCCGGAUCUGCAUCGAAACAAUCAAGUCAGGACCCAAGUGCAAGCGGCACCACACCGGGCACCAGAAUGAACUUGAUAAACUCGGUGAAAAAUAUAGCAAGCUCUGGAACCCAGUCUCCGCAGCAGGAGACCAGGGCCGCAGAUUCUGACGACAACGAAAAUAAUGAUUCCAGCGGGUUUAUUUCUGGUGUGCUUUCGGCUGCUCACAACGCUGCAAACCAUUUGAUGCGUCGAACGGCGAGCUCUAAGCUAGCCGAUGAGUCUGUGACUAACCAAGUCGCCGAUGAUACCGUCGUGAAGAACCCUGUCGAUUCCGAACCCAACCUCUCGUUUCUUCAGCAUCUCGAUUUCUUACUUUCUACCGGGCCAGUGGGUACUUCAAAUGCACUUGCACCGCCACCUAAUAAUCCGAGCCUGAAUCGUUCUGGAAGUGCAGCGACCGUCGGUGAGGGAAACUCUAUUGUUUCAGCCAAACCAAGCAUUUUCAUUGAUGAACCUAGUGAUAGCCAAGAUCAGUCAUCGACGGAAGAAACGGAAGCCUUGUCUCUCACAGAUAGAAUAAAAUUUCAACCGUUGAAGGGGGAGUCUCAACUGGCGACUUUUGGGAAAGGCAAUUUGUCCCUGGGGGUCUUUGACAACAAUAACAAUAGCAAUAACAACAAUAAUAAUAAUGAUAACUCUGGGACCCUUCCUUUGGAACGAAGUUCAUCUCGUGCUUCUCAUAAAGAGGAGAACGUAGUUGCUUUGAAAGCCGUUGGAAAACGAAGAAAAACGAUAUCUGCAAUUAACAUGCAUGGAGAUAGCCGCUCGCAAAGCACCGUGAACAACGUGCGCGAGAAUAGUCCACUUCCCUCGACUUUAAAUAAUUCAGAGGCUGUUAAAGGUAUGAUCACACCUACCAAAGUGCAAAGCAUAUCGGAAGCAGAAGAGAGUAAACGAGAUGUGGAUAACGAACGUCGAUCAAGGCGUAGACGUGAUUCCAAGAAUUUUCUGUCAAGACGGUCAUUUUCACCCUCUAAUAAAGGCUUAAAGCUAGCCCUUGCGACCAACCCAAGAUCAUCUUCCCAGAGAAACCGUUGGUCUACGGCCGAUUAUGAUACAAGUUCAGAUAGCGAAUCUUCGAAUGGAUACAACGGCGGCCCAGAUAAUGAUAACAGUCACAGUAGAAGUUCAGUAAAGCUUCGAAACGUUACUUACGCUGACGAGAAGAAAAACCAUGAGUUUCACACCAUUUUUAAGGAUGCAGGCAUAUCUCCCAAUGAACGCUUAAUUUCAGAGUUUAGUUGCGCUUUGUCUCGUGACAUCCUUCUACAAGGUAAAAUGUUCGUGUCUGAAAAGCAUAUCUGCUUCAAUUCCUCGAUCUUAGGGUGGGUGACCAAUGUUGUAAUCUCGCUGAGCGAAAUCGUUCAGAUUGAAAAGAAAUACACUGCCGGAAUAUUUCCAAAUGGUUUGGUCUUCCAUACCCUUCACACGAAAUAUGUGUUUGCCUCGCUUCUGUAUCGAGAUCAGAUUUUUGAUAAUAUCACAAAUAUUUGGAAUCAAAUUAUACUAGGAGUGGAUGCCGGAAGACUGUACGACAAUGCUUCGUCUGCGAGAUCCAACGAUGAUGACGUUGAAUCUGAGGUGGGAAAAAGUGAGCGAAACGUGCAGCCAUACUCCACUUUCGAAGAAGAUUACUCCGACGAUGAUGAUAUUGAAGAUUCCGACAUGACAACAAGCGACGGGUCUUCAAAUGUCGGCUCUGAAGAAGACGAAAGUCAUGAACAAGGUACAGGGAUAGCAGGUAGCAGGCUAAGCAGCCUCAGUACGCUAGGCCCAUCUCAGCACUCUCCAACUGGCAGUGAUGUGACCAAAGAGAGCGCAGGUAAAGUUGUGGAGGAAACAGUUUUCAAUGCGCCUCUUGGAAAAAUUGUUAACAUCUUAUUCGGAAAUAAUGUCUCUUACGUCAAAGAUAUUCUCAGAGCUCAAAAGAACUACGAUUUAUCUGAAAUUCCUCCCAUUUUAGAGACGAAGAAAAGAGAAUUUACGUAUACCAAACCUAUUUCAGGGCCAAUUGGGCCAAACAAAACCCGAUGCCAGAUCACAGAGACUCUUGAGCAUUUUGAUCUCAAUGAUUUCGUGAAAGCAGUUCAAAUCUCGCGUACGCCCGAUGUGCCCUCUGGUAACUCAUUUGUUGUCAAGACCAUCACCUAUUUAUCUUGGACCGCGAAUAACUGUACAAAAAUGACGAUUUCGGUGGCUGUAGAAUGGACAGCAAAAAGCUGGGUGAAAGGUGCGGUAGAGAAGGGAACCAUUGAUGGGGUAACAGCAACAAGCAAGGUUACGACGGACGAGAUUAAAGCUAUCUUGAAUAAUAUUGCCAGUAACUCUGAUGAAACAGAGGAAUCAAAAGAUACCAGUGAAAACAUCAUCAAGUUACCGACCAUUGGCCCCGCUGAGCACGCUCCUACGCAGCCGUCUUACACCAAAGAAGAUGGUGAUGUGGUCAUUGACGAUUCCAUCGUUCUGUCAGCGCCGCUUGGCACUAUUUUCAAGGUUUUGUGGGGCGAUGACACCAGUUAUACGCGGCGUAUUGUUGAGAGUCAGAAGAAUUACGACUUGUCAGAGAUACCGCGUUUUGCCGACGGAACAAGAAAAUAUUCUUACACUAAGCCCUUAAACGGACCAGUAGGUCCGAAGAAAACCAAAUGCCUGAUACAAGAAACAAUAGAACACAGUGAUUAUAACACCUACGUUAUGGUACGACAAGUCACUAGGACACCGGAUGUGCCAUCAGGGAAUUCCUUUUCGGUGCAUACUAAAACGUUUUUGUAUUGGGGACCCAAGAAUACUACGAGGAUGCUAGUUGUUUCUAAAGUGCUUUGGACUGGGAAGAGCUGGAUCAAGGGCGCAGUUGAGAAAGGAUCCAUCGAUGGUCAGAAGUCCUCAACCCAGAUCAUGAAGGAAGAGCUCAAAGAUAUCAUUUCUACAGCCAGCAUAACGAAAACAACGCAUGUGCGAAGAAGGAGCAGAAAAGACAGGAGGUCGCAGGUUGUUGCCCCUGAGACCAAAAAGCCCCCUUCUUCCCGUUCCGCCAACGCGGGAGGCGGGGUUUUCAUCUCACUUCUUUCAAGCCUCGUGAAAACAAGCAUGCUACGCGAACUUUCAUGGCUCAUUAUUGCGGGCUUUCUCAUUUUCAUCGUUCUACGCUUCAGCAGCGGCAGCCGACACAGUUCUUACUCGAUUAUAAAACCUGGCAAAAUUGUAAUUGAUGGAAACACGUACAACUAUGUCCCAACGCUGACGACGAUGUACGAUGUUUACGAAGAACGACUAAAGCACGGCAAGGGAGAUGAUAUUUUUGAGGGCAAUGUCGUUAGCGACGCAGAGUCUCAACUUUGGAACUGGAUUCAUGACAGAGGAGAGCAAGUCAAGCAACCGUUAAGCUUCAAAAUGAAUGAUGGAGCUGAUCGAUUGCGGAUGCUAAGCACUCACGAGCAGCAAAACUUGGCAGAGGCGAUAGACAGCGCAGAAGAGCGUUUGAAUACUCUUAAAAGACAAUUACAGCAUGCCAAGAAUUUGACAGGCUCGACCACAACUUUGGAGCGGAAACGACGAUGA
Molecule: messenger RNA, 3987 nt
Organism: Lachancea mirantina
Lineage: Eukaryota; Fungi; Ascomycota; Saccharomycetes; Saccharomycetales; Saccharomycetaceae
Source: the annotation of a GenBank genome assembly